GCACUCCACAGCACAUCCCGUACGAUAACAAUAAAAUUAAAACACGUGCGCCGUCAGUCGAGGAGUUCAAAAAUUUGUCAGCUUUCAAUGAGAAUAAUAUGAGUAAUAGUAUUUUGUGGUGGUAAAACAGAAGUUCUAAAUUUGACUCCUAAAGUUUUCUUUUGUUUUGGAUAAAUUAAAGCAAUGGGGAAAGUAAAAAAAGAGGUGGUAGAACAAGAAGAACAGGCAACCGACGUAAGCAUUAAAACUGAAACUUUAGGUUAUGAAGACAAAGUUGAACAUUGCAGUGUAAUAGCGAAGCCGAUGGCACCAAAGAAGCUUAGCAAAAAGAUAUACAAACUUAUAAAAAAAUCAAGUGGCCACAAAAAUUAUAUAAGAAAUGGAUUAAAAAUUGUUCAGAAACAGCUGCGACUAGGAGAAAAGGGAAUUGUCUUCUUUGCUGGGGACAUAUCACCUAUAGAAAUCAUGUGUCACUUACCUGCUGUAUGUGAAGAGAAAGAUGUACCAUACUGCUAUACACCAAGUCGUAAGGAUAUUGGAGCAGCUAUGGGCACAAUGAGAGGAUGUAUAAUGGUGCUUAUCAAGGAACAUGAGGACUACAAGGACUUGUAUGAUGAAGUCAAGAGUGAAAUUAAACUUUUGGGACAUCCACUAUAAAAUAGUAAUAAGAUAGCCGUAAGUUCAGAUAGAGAGUUCUAUGAGGAGGGUUUAAUCAUAACGCCUAUCUCAGAUGACAAAAUUUUUGGGCUUGAUAGUCUUCGGCACACAAAAAGUCUGCAUUGAUCGUAUAGAUGAUUGAUUGUAUAGAUGUCUAGCGCCAUGAUACAUGUCAAUUAAAAGCAAGUGUAGACUACCGUGUAAGGUGUCAGAUCUAAGAAGAUAUUUUGUGUAUCAGACUUUUGCCAGUCAUAUGCAUUACUGCUUAUAAUUCUAUCGGUUUUAUUAUCACAGACUAAAAAGUGUGUCUUGGAUAGUCUGUCGUCGGUGAUAGGCCUUACAGUGACAAAUUUUAUAAUUCUACAGACAAGUAGUACAUGUAUAUUUCCCUGUUUUUGUAUUCCUGUGUGAAAUAAUGAAAUUGUUUCACAGAGGAACUGUCAAACCAUGUGUCACUAAAUUCUCUUGUAGAAAAUAUGUCCAUACAAAACAAAUAUUGAAUAUAAAAAUACUUAUGGGUCCCAAAUCGAAAUUAAAACUAUCCUAUCUCUCAAGUUGGACUAAACUGCACUCCGUGAAGUAUCCCCAUCAAAAUCCGUUCAUUAGUUUAGGAGUCCAUCACGGACAAACAUUACAUGUAAUUUAUAUAUAUCAAGAUAUAUAACGGAUUUCUACCUAUAUAUUGAUUCAUCACAAUAUUUCUGGAACCAUAAGGCCUAGAUUUGAAAUUUGGUAGAAAUAUUUCUUUCACUGAGUACAGGUCAUCUAAGAACGGAUUUUUACAAAAUAUCACCCGCAAGAGUUUAUUUAUUAUGAACAGUGCAAAGUCUGUUAGGUGAGCUAGUAGUCUCUAAAGACUGAGGGUAGAUUGAAAACAAUACUAAACAAGAACUUGGUGUUAAUAACCUGUUUUUUAUAUGUGUUAGUACAUUUUGGCAUGCAAUUAAAGUAUCAAUAACUACAUAGUGGCAAUGAAUACAACUUUCUGUUUAUAAUAAUAUAAGUUAGGAAUACUUUAGUAAUAAAAUAUAUUAAAUCCC
Messenger RNA from Leptidea sinapis, 1697 nucleotides. RefSeq names its product H/ACA ribonucleoprotein complex subunit 2-like protein (gene NHP2). Gene Ontology annotation, cellular component: box H/ACA snoRNP complex. The record is from RefSeq and is a predicted model, not a curated record. Gene Ontology annotation, molecular function: box H/ACA snoRNA binding. The transcript is spliced from 2 exons. The coding region runs from base 184 to 657 and encodes 157 amino acids. Gene Ontology annotation, biological process: snRNA pseudouridine synthesis; rRNA pseudouridine synthesis. NCBI's taxonomy places the organism in Eukaryota, Metazoa, Arthropoda, Insecta, Lepidoptera, Pieridae.